UAGUCAGUCUUCCUCAGUCAUCAAUCAUGGCGUCUUAAAAACUUUGGACGCGUCGAAACUUCCUGAACUGAAAUGUCCUUCGUUACCUCGCAGGCUGGUUUGGCUCUUUUUCCAUCAUUACAAAGCUAAUAAUUCGUCGGAUAUCCAAUUCGUGACGAAAAUGCCACUCACGUAAUUUAGUAACGAGCGUAAUUAAGCGUGUUAGUGUCGACCGGUGAAAGAUGCUAACGUUAGCUAGGCUAACCACUUUCUCAAGUUAACAACGUAGCGAAACUUUUUUCCCCGGACUUUUAGGUGCCUAAAUGUAGCCAAAUGUCGUUUUAAAGCCCAGGCCUGUCUGUUUGGAGUGUAUCACGUUUGAAGUAAGAAUGGUGCGUCUUGUACGGUACUGUGUUAGUCACUUGCUUCGAGCAACGAUGAGCCAAUUCGAAGGAGAGGGCAGUUUGUGGUCUGCGGUCCGCUGCCUGGGCUACAUGUCCGGCCUCAACCUGUUGGUGGCGCUGUGUCUCGGCCUCUUUGUACGCUGGGAGAUGACAGCAGAGUCCACCCUGCUGGCCAUUUUCAUCUUGGCUUUGGUCAUUUUGGUUGUAGCCGCCGUCUUGUACUGCUAUUGUGGCAAGGAGCAACUCAGCCUCAGCCUCCUUCACCUUUGGUUCGGCUUCCUGCUGGGUCUGCUGUGCUUCGUCAACAGCCCUGACUUGGAUGGAGACGUUAAGGAACAAGUGGCCAAUGGACUACUACUCUCCAGCUUGUCUCUGAGGUUGCUGUGGGCGCUGCUGGAGAGGAUGCUGGGCUACGCCAGGUACCGGCCCGGCUUCCUGACCUCGGCAGAGAAGCUUCAGCUGACGGGUUUCGCCGCCGCCAGUACGGUUCUGCUCCUCUGGAAAGCCUUGAGCGUAACUGUGCUGGCCUUGGCCCUCGGUGGCGUCGUGGUGGCCCUACGGAUGAAAGCGGUGCUGGCGCUGAUCAACCUGGCGUGCUUCGCCACUAUCACCGCUGACGUUGUCUUCAGAAGUCUCCAAAUCAGAACUAACCCAUUCGCUUUGGGUUGUUUCUUCUGCCUGGUGUUGUGCGACCCACUGCUAGACAUCUCCUUCAGCGGCCUCUCCGUGACCGAGCGUUGGCAGCCCCUCCUGCAUCAGAGGGGCUUGUGGCGCCGCCUCUCCCUGCUACCCCUACUGCUUCUGGAGUUGACCUUCCUGGUACUGGCAGCGCAGGUGCUGGGUCACUCGGGCCGCUUGUACCUGUCCGUCCCGGCGUUCGUGACGUGCGCGCUCUUCUGGGCCAUCUGCCACUUGGUGUUCUUCAUCAGCCUGUGGGGCUUUCACAGCAAGCUGAACGACUGCCAAAGGGUGUGCCUGAUCCAGGGUUGCGGUACUAGCCGGUUGGACAAAAUCAUGGCAUCUAAGGGCAUGAGGCACUUUUGCCUCAUCUCCGAGCGGCUGCUACGUUUUACGCUGGCUUCCACAGUUGCUCUGGCAGCUCUGUCCUGGCAGGCAUCCAGUGGCAUCUUCCUGUGCACCUUUCUGCUGGUUCUUCCGCUUGAGUCAAUCUUCCACGGCUUGUUCCAUGAACUAGGCAGCACCCUGGGAGGAACCUGUGUUGGUUACGGUGUGGUCAUUCCCACCAAUUACUGCAGUCCCGACGGACAGCCUGUUCUGCUGCCGCCCGAGCAGGUGCAGCAGCUGAACCUGCGCUCGACGGCCAUGCUGAGCAACAUCCAGCGCUUCCUGGCGCAGCACCUCAUCGAGACGUACGGUUGCGACUACUCCACCGGCGGCGUUACGCUAGAGGCACUUCAGGCAAAGCUCAAGGCCUUUAUGGAGUUGCGCACCGCCGACGGGCCGCGCUACGACACCUACGUGCUCUUUUACAGCGGGCACACGCACAGAACAGGGGAAUGGGCACUCGCAGGUGGCGACACGCUGAGUCUGGAUCAACUCCUGGACUGGUGGCGCGAGAAGAACGGCACCUUUCGCUCCCGCCUCAUAUUGGUUUUGGACUGUGACCACUCGCUGCCCACGGUGAAGGCGGCGCGGCGGGUCGAGGGCGUUCACGUGGCCGUGCAGGGCGCCGCUCCCUCCCGGAUGGCAGAGCGCCACCCGGGCGACUUCCUCUCCCAUUGGGUGGCUUAUAACUGCGACGGGGACAGCGGCGUCCCUUGGGCGAGGCGAACGGGGGCGCCCGCAGCCAUUUACGGCGUUUCCUCUCACUGGAGCGACUAUGAGCCGCACUUGCCCGCCGGCGGCGAGCUGGCCGACCACUGGAGGGCGUACUUCCCGCGCGUGGCUCACCCGGUGGUGCGCGCGGCGCUGUGGUGCGGUGGCCUCAGCCUACUUUGGCCUUGCGGCGCUUGCCUCCGGUGCAUGAAGAGAUUCAAACUCAACUACUUUCCUCCCACCGUGCUCGAUACGGGCCAAGGCUUCAAACUGGUCCGAUCUUAGACGCCAUUUUGUUACGCCGGGCAGCUCAAAUACAUACACACCAGCAGACAUUUUGUUACUGACCAAAAUAAAUAGCCUACCGCAGCUACAAUUCAAGGAUAUUUAUUGACAUUGUAUAAGACUUAUGACGCCGAUAGCUGCCAGCCCGUCCCACUCCAAAUGUUUUGGACGUCUAUCGCCGUCAAUGGCACCAAAUGAGUUGAAAAACGAUAUGAAUUGAGCAAUUGAUUACAGAUUAUUAAAAAGGUGACGUAAUUAAAUACUGCAAAUACAUGAUUUGAAUUGUACGAGUUUGGGCUUUGUUACUAGUUUGCACUUAAUACAUUGCAUCAUGAUUUGCUUUAAUGCAGAUUUUCAGCACACUAUCAAAUGAUCAUUUUGAAUAGAAAUGAGGGAUUUUACACUGCAUUUGCAUUUUUUGAGUUUACAUCAACAAAUACUUGGCGCCCUUUCUGAAUCGUAGAACUGUUACAGCAAUUAUACUAUACGGUAGGGGGUACAUUGAUCAAUUUUCUGGCCGAACACCAAUUUUUUUUUUAGUUGACGAUCUGUUUUGCUAAGGUUUUCUUCAUAAUAAGCACUUUUAAUAUUCCAAUCGUCUUGUUUCAUUGUCCCACCUUUGAAAAUUAUCUGUGAAACAACUUUUUAACUGCACAUGCAGUAAUUCUCAAAAAAAAUUCCAAACAUUGUCCUAUUACUCAAAAAAUGCAUCAGUAUGUGGCUUCCUAAAACGAAAAUUUAUAAGGUUUAGGCAAAAAUGGAAUAGUUGGAAGCUGGAAUAGUUUGUGAGCCAAAUGUGAGCUAUUACUAAACAGGUAUGAUCUGACUGCAUUCAGAGUGACUAUAUGGAACACUGUCACUCCAACAUUGACGUAAAAAGACUAGGGAUGUCCUGAUUGCAUAUUUUUGCACCCGGGUCACGAGCUACAGAGGCUUCGCCGGCAAGAUCAAAGCUAGAAAACCUGCCACAUCGUAAAGCACCAAACUCUGUUGCACUGGAGAGUUUGGUCGCACUGCUUAGCAAGGGGGAGGGUGAGGAGAAAAUGGCGCGAUUGACCGGAUUUCCUAUCACAUAAUCGGAUCGGGACAUCCCUAAAAUGACGUCACAAUUGUAAAGAUUGGGUGUUUUGAAGUCCUCAAAAUAACCAAGUCUACUAAUACGCACAUAUUAAGAACAAAGAUUGUGACCAAAUGCUAGCAGGCUAAUGUGGCUAAUUGACGAGACGAACACGGUAGAUGAGAUGGGUUGAUCACUGAAAAUACAACCAAUCCCCCAUUUGAUCGGUGUAAUUUUACAAAAUUUCGCACUUACUGCUGGUAAAAAAAUUGUGAAGCACUGUAUGUAGCUGUGACGGCAGAAUAUUUGCCAAUGUGCCUUUUUCUUCACUGUGAUGUCACCAAUGUGUUUUUUUUGUUUUCCCCCAUAAUGCAACAGACACCAAAGUGGUUUACGAACACAGCAAAAACUUGUCCACUUGUCUAUGCAUACGGCAGACUACAAUGACUCACUAGUUUAUGGUGGUGAGUUUAUGCCUACCAAAAACCUAUGCAAUAUUUCUGAUCUUCACAUGAUGUACCAAUGCUUUUUCAACAAACCCGUUAAUAAAAAAUAAUUUAAAAAAGGUAUUUUUGAACAUUUUAUGUCAUAUCCAUGUGUUAUUAAAUGCCCAAAGGAAAUUUUACAUAUAGCCACAAGAUGGCGUAGUCACUAAGUGGAUCUCAGAUAUGAAGCCUGAAUAAGAAUGUGUAAUGUAUAUGGCGGAAAACACCGAGAAGACUGAAAAAGCAGUUUCUGCUCUUGCACUCUUAAAAAGAAACUAUUUUAAGCCUAAACAACUUUUGUGUGUGAUAGAAUAUGUGUAUAUGCUGCCAUAGCAGAUUCAUGGCGCAUUAAGCCCCUACUUUUAAUUUGUCCGUUUUAAACUGGAAAUCCCCGUUUACAGACGGUGCGCAACCACUUUUGUUUCAACCCAGCCAUAAAACAUUUUAUAUUUAUAUUAUUCAAAAUGUCAUUUAUAGCUUAGAAUCAUUAAUUGAUAUCUAAUAUUCCGUUUAAAAAAACAAAAAAAAAACAAUUAUUCACUCGCAUAUUUUAAACUUUGAAAAAAAUUACGCCACAAUGAAAAAAAUGGCGUCUGUAAAAAAGUCACGGAUAUCUACCUCAUAACUAUCGCUUAACUAAUUUUUUUGUUAGUCGCAUUUUCUCUGAUAUGUUAGAUGAUAAAUAAUCGGUCCAAACAAAGAAAAAAAAAAAAAAAAAAAAAAAAAAAACUUUAAAAGGGUAAAUAUAUAUGCAAAAGAAAAUCUCGACCACUCCUUGAUGUCUGCGAUUUCUGCAUCGUGACCCUUGUUAUAUUACCAUGUUUUACCCUUGAAAUCCCCCCAAAAUCCAGCUGUGGCCAUUCACAGCUGUGUCUUGCCACUCAGUGAUACAUGUGACAUGAAGUUUUUGGAUCGAAACAAGAUAAGUACGCGUUAAUAUCUCGUUAAAGUCGUGGCGUCUGUAAUUCUGCUGUCGCGUGCUCUCACCUCCAUAUAGGGUUUUGCUGUUUAAAAAACAUAAAAAAAAUUUUUUUUUAAAUGCCCUGCUGUCCAGUGAUGUAUCACACAUGCAUAUCGGACAAUUUUGAAAUUUGGCCAAAUUGGGGGUCUCAGAGCGGAACUUAAAAGUUACCUGAUUUCCGCCAUAUGCUAAUUACAGAAGACCAGGAAUAUAGGUAGUCCCCGGGUUACGAACCAGUGCCGUUCCUACGCUGGCGAAGUAACACGAAAUUUCCACUCAAGUCGGAAUUAACACUUCAAGCAGAGGUGGGUAGUAACGUGUUACAUGUACUCCGUUACAUUUACCUGAGUGACCUUGAUAAAAAUGUAUUUCUAAAAAUAGUUUUACUAAUCUGUACUUUUUACUUGAGUAGAUUUGUGAAGAAAAACAUGCUACUAUCUCCGUUACUUUGGGCUACGCAAGAGUCAUUACAUUUUUCCUCUUUAUUCGACAGUUUGUUUUUUUUGCCAGCAAUUCCAAGAGUAGCUCUACCAAUUUUAUAAUGAGACGUCGCCAGUGUUGGGCACGUUACUUUAAAAAAGUAAUUAGUUACAUUACUCACUACUUCUUCCAAAAAGUAACUGAGUUAGUAACUGAAUAACUAUAGUAAAAGUAACUAGUUACCAGGGAAAGUAACUAUUUCCGUUACUCUAAAAAGAACUUGUUGUAUGUCAAAGAAUUUGAAAUUUUCUGAGCAGUAUUCGAGUCGGUGGAAUAGAGAAGAACAGACAGGUAGUUUACUUGUUAGGUGCUUCAGCAGAUUUGAAUUGCUUACCACAGAUGUCGACAAAAGCUUUGCCCCGGGACAUAAAUUACACAUUACAUGCAUGUUUUCCUUUAUUUUCGACAAACUUGAAAUAGUGUCUAUAUCUCCACCUCUUAAAGGACAAUUUUUCUUCUGACUGCUCUGCCAUCCCGACCCUGUGCAUCUGUUUUGCGUGUGUGUUUGCCGCACGCGCUGUUCCGGUUUGCUUGUGAAAUCACCGGCUCUGAUUGGCUGUACCACGACACAUGACUCUAACCCUCAGCCAAUCACAAUCACUUCCAUCGCAUCUCUCGAGGGGCUGCAUUCAGGUAGGCUAGUUUCCCGACAAUUCACGUCACCUUCAAAGCGUCUGCCGUCCUCAAGAUGGAAGCAGAAUUAUUGCUGGCUGACAGUGGGAGAUGGGAACGAGGCUAGCAUCAGGUGUAGCAAACACAGAAAUGUUACCAAACUUUGGAAAGCAUUGUCUAAUUGAAUGAGCAGGGACAAACAGCUUGGAGUCAGAAGUACGUGCGCUAUUCUCGAACCUGAACGCACCCCAAGUCUUGGAUGACAAAUCAACAGAGCAGAGAGUCGACUCGACACGGCUGGUAGUUUCUUCAAUUUAUUCAGAGUAAGUAACGCACCGCUUUUGACCGUCAGUAACGGUAACGGCGUUGCAACGGCGGAAAAAGUAAUUAGUUAGAUUACCCCGUUACUGAAAAAAUAACGCCGUUACGUAACGGCGUUACUCCUAACACUGGACGUCGCAACAAAAAUCUCAUGACUCCAUUAUACCAAUUUGACACAAGCUUGCCGUUCUAUGUUCACGCCAGCCUGUUCAAUCAUGUGGUGUCUUUAAAGCACCGUAAAAAAUGAAGUAUUUGACAGUGCGCUGCCCUCAACAUGACCUGAAACAGCGGAUUUUUGCUUUUCUUCCAGUUUUUAUUUGGUACCGAUUGACCACAGAAAACAGUAGAUAUGAUCCUUUUGAUUUCAUAAUAGUAAUUAUAAAGGAACUAUUUACUAUUUAAACUAGUAACAAUUUUCUCCACCAGAGGGCACUCAUGUUCUUUGGAAUAAUAAUUUUUCAGAUUCAGGUUCAUUUACCGUGUUUUUUCCUCUCGUCAGAAUUCAAUAGGUUUUUUUGUUUUGUUUGUUCUUUUUUGUAUUUCUUUGGCUUAAUGUGGUUAUGUGAUGGGUUAUUGUACAGUACAGAAAAUAACAUUGUUUAAAAGAAAAAAAAGAAAAAAUGUAAGCAGUUACAAUGUUAUUCAUUACAAAAUGGUGGAUGAGACUCCGGCGGCGUCGAGUCGAAAUCACAUAACUCGGGUACUUUGUAACCCGGGGACUACCUGUAUUUCCAACUGGCUUUAAUCCCGGUUUUUAUUCAUAAUUUUUUUUCACAAAUACAAAACGUAUCGUCUCAGGUAUGAGGUGUUUUGUGUACUUUUAUUGAAAACAUAACAUUUGGUAGUACAGCAGCAUCUGUCAGGUUAUUUACAAUCUUUGACCAGGAUACAAAUGGAGAUAACGCAAACAAGAAAAUGGCUUUUGACAUGAAAUUUUGGUUUCAUGUCUUCACUGAACUUUUAUUGCUUAACUUAAAUCAACAGAUUUUUUUCCUU
Corythoichthys intestinalis (scribbled pipefish) is the source of this 7356-nucleotide messenger RNA. Its product is annotated as transmembrane protein 168-like. The record is from RefSeq and is a predicted model, not a curated record. Lineage: Eukaryota; Metazoa; Chordata; Actinopteri; Syngnathiformes; Syngnathidae. Bases 369 to 2444 code for a protein of 691 amino acids. The transcript has 4 exons.